AUGUUCUGCUGGCGUGCUUCGGUCGUGUCGGCGCUGCUUCUCGCACUUCUCGAGCCUGUCAGCGCAUCACAAGAGCCUCUGCUCGACAAUGGCGCGUCAAUCGCGAAGAGACGGCAAUUGCACGGCCGCUUCUUGCAGAUCUACUCAUCCGUCGACGAGACCGGCGCAUGUCAUAGAGGCCACGGCCCAGCCGGCUACUAUGGUGCCGAGACUUCCGACUGCGACUCGCCCAUCUCGCUCAUCAAUGCCACCUUCGACUGGAUCCGCGACGAGCUCAAGGACUCGAUCGACUUUGUCAUCUGGACCGGCGAUUCGGCGCGCCAUGACAAUGACGAGAAGAUACCGAGAAACGUACAACAAGUCACUCAGCUCAAUCAACUGCUUGUGAACAAGUUCUACGAAGUCUUUGGAAAGAACGAAGACGAGCCCGACGAGGACCCGACGAACGACCUCGUCAUACCCGUCAUUCCUACCUUUGGUAACAACGACAUUCUGCCACACAACAUCUUCGAAAGAGGUCCGAAUAUCUGGACACGCCGUUACCUUGACAUAUGGCGCAAUUUUAUCCCCGAGGUGCAAAAACACUCUUUCGACCAGGGCGGCUGGUUCUACGUCGAGGCCAUCCCUAACCAUCUUGCAGUUGUCUCGCUCAAUUCCCUGUAUGUCCAUUUUCGUGCCUACUCGUUUCUGCUCCGCUCUAACAUGCUACAAUACUUGCGCGACCGCAACAUGAAGGCAAUCAUCACUGGUCACGUUCCUCCUGCUCGUACCGCCAACAAGAGCAACUGGGACGAGACCUGCUGGCAGAAAUACACCCUGUGGAUGCACCAGUACAGAGAUGUCAUAGCCGCUACACUCUACGGCCACAUGAAUACCGACCACUUUAUUGUGCAGGAUUUCGAGGAAGUAGACGACAGCGUUGUUGAUGGCUAUGAAGUUAUCAACAACUACAACAAGAGGGGCAUGGUCGCAGCCGCCGAACAAAAGUUUGGCAUCCAAUCUGCCACUAGCUAUCUCAAGGAUCUGAGAAGGAGCUGGACCAAACUGCCAAAACCUCAAGCGGACGAGGACGCAGAAGCCUCCAAGAAGGGCAAGAAACACAAGGGAAAGAAGCCACACGAUCCUGACGACUAUGACACCGAAAUUGGAGGCCGUCACGCGGAGAGAUUCAGUAUCUCUCAUGUUUCGCCAAGUGUUGUGCCCAACUACUUCCCUACCAUCCGUGUCUAUGAGUACAACAUCACUGGACUGGACAGAAAGUUGCCUCUUGCCAACGAGAACAUCUUUGAUCUCUUCGCAACGGAGGCAACGGAUGAGCAGUUCAACGAACAGAACCUCGAGCAAGACGCAGCAGUCGAAGAUGAAGAGUUGGAAGCUGAGCGUAAGAAAAAGAAGAAGACGAAGAAGCCCAAGAAGCAUAGGUUCACAGUGCCCAAGCCGCCUUCGAAAUCCGCCCCUCCUGGACCCGCAUACUCGCCGCAGUCGCUGACUCUUCUGGGCUUUGUUCAAUACUACGCCAACUUGACUCGCAUCAACAACGAUCACUUCGAGGACGAUACAGAGCAACAGAAAUCGAAAGAUGGCAAGAAGCCCUCCAAUGACGAUCGUAACCCCCACCCCACAAAUUUCACUUACGAAGUAUUGUACGACACUCGUAGCGACAAGGUCUAUCAGUUAGAUGAUCUCACAACGAGAAGCUACCUCCGCCUGGCACAGCGUAUCGCCGGAGUCAGACCUAGAAAGAGCGACGUGCAGAUGUCAGAUACAGAUGUCGAAGAGAUCGAAGCAGAUGAAUCUUUCGAUGGUGAUGAAGACCAAGGCGAUAUCGACAUCACCAAGAAAAAACACAAGAAGAAAGGCGACAAGAAGAAAAAGAAGAAGUCACCCAAGGACAACAAGCCGUGGUACACAUUCGUCAGGCGAGCAUUCGUGGACACGGUAGACCCUGACGACAUUGAAGAGGAGUUUGGAAUCUGA
This is a messenger RNA of Aureobasidium uvarum, 1977 nucleotides long. The record is from the annotation of a GenBank genome assembly. NCBI's taxonomy places the organism in Eukaryota, Fungi, Ascomycota, Dothideomycetes, Dothideales, Saccotheciaceae.